This is a messenger RNA of Passer montanus (Eurasian tree sparrow), 1424 nucleotides long. RefSeq names its product zinc finger protein 239-like. The transcript is spliced from 3 exons. NCBI's taxonomy places the organism in Eukaryota, Metazoa, Chordata, Aves, Passeriformes, Passeridae. Bases 160 to 1284 code for a protein of 374 amino acids. The record is from RefSeq and is a predicted model, not a curated record. Gene Ontology annotation, cellular component: nucleus. Gene Ontology annotation, biological process: regulation of transcription by RNA polymerase II; central nervous system development. Gene Ontology annotation, molecular function: RNA polymerase II cis-regulatory region sequence-specific DNA binding; DNA-binding transcription factor activity, RNA polymerase II-specific.
GGAGAGGAUCGAGAGGAAAGGAGGAGCAGGAAGAGGAGGAGCAGCGGGAGGAGCAGCAGCACCAACCCCACGCGGUUCCCCCGCUCGGGCCGCGGCUGCCCCGGCUCCGCCGGCAUCGCCCCGGAACCGCCGGAUUUCCCAUCCCCAAACCGUGGCCGGAUGGAGGAGGAGGCUGUGAGGAAGAUGCCCCAGGACACCCAGGCAGACAAGGAGCUGAGGAUGGAGACCAGUGAGAACAAAUCCCCGCAGCUGAACCUCGUGGAAGAGGCUGUUUUGAGUGGCUCCAUGGUGCAGGAAUCCAAUGGGGAGGAAAAGCCAGAGACAUUCCACAUGAGGAGGGUCUGCAACCACAGACUGCAGGGAUCAGAGGAGGAAAGACCCACCCUGGGCUACAGAUGCAGCCAGAGCUCAGAGCUAGAGGUCCAUGAGCUGCAUCACGAUGGGGAGAAACCCCAGAGGUGCUCACAAUGUGGAAAGAGCUUCAGCCAGAGAUCCUACCUGAUCCGCCACCAAAGAAUCCACACGGGGGAACGGCCCUACGAGUGUGGUAAAUGCAAGAAGAGGUUUCAGAGCAGCUCCCAUCUCCUCAGGCACCAGCGGAUUCACACAGACGAGAGGCCCUUCUGCUGUCCCGACUGUGGGAAGGGCUUUAAGAACCACUCUGCCCGUGUCAGCCACCAGCGCAUCCACACCGGGGAGACACCCUACGAGUGUCCCCAGUGUGGGAAGAGCUUCAGAUCAAGCUCCAACCUGAUCGUCCACCAGAGGAGCCACACAGGGGAACGGCCCUAUGAGUGUGGGGAAUGUGGGAGGAGCUUCAGGUCAAGCUCCAACCUCAUCAAACACCGGAGGAUGCACACAGGGGAACGGCCCUACGAGUGUGAGCAGUGUGGGAAGAGGUUUCAGACCAACUCCGACCUCCUCAAGCAUCAAAAGAUUCACACAGGGGAGAGGCCCUUCCGCUGCCAAGACUGUGGGAAGGGCUUCAUUGUCAACUCUGACCUCGUCAAGCACCAGCACAUCCACACCGGGGAGAGGCCCUACGAGUGUGAUAAAUGCAGCAAGAGGUUUCAGACCAGCUCCACGCUCCUCAAGCACCAGCGGGUUCACACGGAUGAGCGGCCCUUCCGCUGCCCCGACUGCGGGAAGGGCUUCAAGCACAACUCCAACCUCGUCAGGCACCGGCGCAUCCACACUGGGGAGAAGCCCUACGAGUGCCCCCAGUGUGGGAAGAGCUUCACCCAGAGUUCUAACUUGACCCAGCACCAACGGAGGCACCGGUAAGGGCAGCCCUGCCAAGUGCCCCCAGUGUGGGAAGAGCUCCAUGCGCUGCUCCAGCUCCAUCCCCCAUGGGAGGAUCCGCACUGGAUGGUCCCCAGUGACUUCGGUGGGCAGAGCCGCAGUGAUCUGUGGUGCUGGUGAUC